Messenger RNA from Podarcis raffonei (Aeolian wall lizard), 1098 nucleotides. RefSeq names its product chromosome 1 C11orf96 homolog (gene C1H11orf96). Bases 595 to 975 code for a protein of 126 amino acids. The record is from RefSeq and is a predicted model, not a curated record. The transcript has a single exon. Lineage: Eukaryota; Metazoa; Chordata; Lepidosauria; Squamata; Lacertidae.
ACCUUCCGGGUUCCCUCGCUCCCUCCCCCGGCCGUUUCUGCGGUGGGUGCUGGCGGGGCUUUCCGCCGUUCCUUGGAAGAGCAAUCCCCCCACGGCGGCGAGGGAGAGGGGCGGUGGGAGCGCGCGUCGACGUCGUCAGGCGGAAGGGAAGCGGCCUCAGCGCCUUUAAAUGGCAUUGCUUGUCAUCUGAGCAUGCUCCUGUGUGGGCAGGCGAGGGGUAUAUAUAUAUCGGCGGGGAGCGCGGGGAGAUCCAGCCAGGCGCGGAAGCAGCGUGGCGAGGGGACACCAGCGGAGCGCGCGCUUCUUUCUGCCAGUCGCCGCCACCAGCAGGAUUUACCCGCCUCCCCAGCGCGCUUUUUCGGCUGCGAAGCGGCAGAAGCCACCCUCUCGCCCCACCUCCGGCGGCUUUCCCGCCUUUUUCGCCCGGGUCUCCCUCGCCUUAGAGAGAGAGAAACGCCUCAAGGCAGCGAAGAAUAAGAAGCAGCACAAAGCGAGACCCAAGCGCGAGGCGCUCUUCGGGGCGCUCGUUUGCUGGCGCGCGCGCUCUCUUUCUCGGCGUUCCCUUUUUUGCUGCUUUUCUCUUUCCCCCGCUCGAUGGCUGCCGCCGCCGCCAAGCCCGCGGAGCUGAUGGGCAUCUGCUCGAGCUACCAGGCGGUGAUGCCGCACUUCGUCUGCAUCGCCGAGGAGUUCCCUCAGCCCACCCGGCCGGCCAAGCUUCCUCGGGGCAAGCAGCGCAGACCCCGCCAGUCGCGCUUCAAGACGCAGCCGGUGACCUUCGACGAGAUCCAGGAGGUGGAGGAGGAAGGGGUCUCCCCCAUGGAGGAGGAGAAAGCCAAGAAGUCCUUCCUGCAGUCCCUCGAGUGCCUCCGGAGGAGCACCCAGAACCUCAGCCUGCAGCAGAGGGAGAAGAAGCUCAGCAGCUGCAGCCGCCUGAGGAACAGCCUGGACUCCAGCGACUCCGACUCCCCGCUCUGAGGGACCCGGGACGGGGGCAUGAGAAGCGGGCAGGACAGGACGGGACACCCGCCGCCCCUCUCUGGCCCCGCGCUCCCCAAGGCGCCGCGCUCCACAAGGAAGUGAAACCGAGAGGAACUCCGC